GGUGUACAGCUGAACAGGUGUGUCUACAGAAGCCAUGGCAGACUUCGGGCUUGUGAAGACAUUAGCAGGUGCUCUCGGGACCAAUGAAGCCUCCCUCACCCUAAUCCUCGGCCUUCUCGCAGGUUACCCCCUGGCCUACUUCCAGCGGCAGUUCCUGUUUGGGAAGUCGGCUACGCUACACCACAUCUACUUCUCCCUGACAGGACUGGCCAUCCUGUAUGCCAACUUUGGUACCGACAUCCUCCACCAUGUCAUCUGUGUCUUCACAAACUACCUGCUGAUGAGAACAAUCGGACCAAAACUCCUCUCUGUACAGCUGGCCUUCCUCUUCAACAUGGGUUAUCUGCUAGCCGGGUACCACUUCUGUGCUUCCAACACCUACGAUGUCAUGUGGACCACACCUCACUGUGUCAUGACUCUACGUCUCAUCGGGCUGGUGACGGACUAUUAUGAUGGUGGCAAGGAUCCAGCCCAGCAGUCCGCUGACCAGAAGAAACUGGGACUGACCAGUCUACCCAGUCUGCUAGCUGUGGCCGGACACUCUUUUCACUUCGGGGGAGUUCUAGUGGGACCACAGUUCCCCAUGCGGAUGUACCUGGACAUGAUAGAGGGGAAACUGACUGACAACACCGAGGGAAAACGCCCUGCUUGUGUUGUUCCUGCGCUGAAGCGGAUGGCCCUGGGGCUGGGUUACACCGUGGUCUUUGCUAUCCUGAAUGGGUACUACUAUGAUGACUACAUGACGGAGCCAGCCUUCUUUGAGUUGUCGUGGUUACAGAAGUACAUCUUUGUGUUGAUCUGGGGGAAGGUGAUGCUGUACAAGUAUGUGGGCUGCUGGCUGCUGGCCGAGGGGAGCUGCAUCCUGAGCAGCCUGACGUACAACGGCAGGGACGAGCAGGGAAACCCCCUGUGGGACUCCUGUAAGAACAUCAAGCUGAGUAAGUUUGAGAUGGUGAUGAGCUUCCAGGACGUCAUCGACUCCUUCAACAUCAACACCAACAAGUGGGCUGCACACUAUGUGUACAAGCGUCUGAAGUUCCUGAAUAACCGCAUGAUGUCCCAGCUGUCCACCCUGAUGUUCCUGGCCCUGUGGCACGGCUUCCACUCCGGCUACUACGCCUGCUUUUUCCUCGAACUGGUCUACGUCAACGCUGAAAAACAGGCCCAUGACCUGAUGAAGGUCAGCCCGCUGGUGUCGUCGGUCGUGAGGCAUCCGGUGAUCAGGCCUGUCCUACUGAUCAGCCUCAAACUGGUCCUGCUGGCCCACCUGGGGUAUCCUCUCGUACCCUUCGCACUGCUCAAGUCUGCCAAGUGGUGGCAGGUCCACCAGUCCCUGUACUUCACCGGACACUGGCCUUUCCUGCUCUUCUUAGCAGCUGCUCCGUUCCUCAAGAAAGUCCUCAAGCCCAGGACCUCAGGCAGAGAAGGGGCAAAAACAUCGAAGGAGACCAAAUCAGACUGACGUGGUCAGACGUCACCAUCACUAUCCUGUGUUACAUGCUGUGAGACCUCAUGAUGCGAAGUAGCAAAGUGCAGUUUUUAGUUUUUACAAAAGUUGACUGAUUCUUCUUUGUUUGUAUGUGACAUCUCAGUAUAUUAAUAGGAUAUUGAAAUCUGAUAUAGAAGAGUUGCUGAAAAUUGAGAUUAUGAAUAAAUUACCUAUAAUUUCAUUCUACAAAAUGUACUUCCUUUAGAAAAUUUAAUGUACAGUGGAAGAGUGGGACAAACUAUACUGGAUAAUGUCAGUGCUAUAGAAAUCAUUUUUAGAAGACCAACCUAAGCUAUUCGGCGACACUACAGUACUACACAUUAUAUUCUCAUUACAAGAGUUUUUUUACGACUUACCGGUAAUGGUGAUGUUUCUCACCCCUCUGCCAAAAACACCAUGACUACAUGGUGAACAAUAACUGUUAGUAGCUCUUCCACAAAGGGAUAUGAAGUGAGUAGAAUAAUUUAUAGUGAAAGUCAAACAAACUAUGCACAGGGUACUAGUAACUUCUCCCCACCAACUUAACAGUGUGAAAGUCACAUUUGAUACAUUUGCUACACUACAGCAAUUAAAAAAUACAUUUUUCGGAGUGCCAGUCCGUACAUAGGAAAUCAACUGUAAGUCUUACAGAAACAUUAAGGAAUAUACCACCUACAGUAUCUAUGAAUCUGUUGCCACACAAGAUUUAGGUAGUUACAAUGUAUAUGGUGUGGUCACAUUUACUGUAGGCUGUCAUACGAUUUUGAUAUCCUAGCAUUUAUACAAGCAGGCUGUGACAGAACCAACCACCAACAUGGGUCCAAGAGACACUUCUCAUUUGAAAGACUGAAUUUUGUGGAACAUAUGCACAACUUACCCAGGAAUGCCCUCAGGUUGCAAUCCUAUGACGAUUGUAUAACAAAUGUGACCAGGCCCUUAUGCUUAGGUCACAUUUCCCAAAUGAGGCCCGGCCUGGCAGCCUUAUGGAACGAAAAGUAUGAGAUAGCAGACAACAAAGCACAAAAAAGUUGAAAAAUUAAUCAUGGGAACUAUUUCAAUUUUUUCUUAAUCGAAACAGCCCGGCUGGGCCCCGGCUAAGAAAUGUGAUCUCAGCAUUACUUGGGUGAAAGCUACUCAGUACUUAAUUAUAAGGAAACAAUUGCAGCUUCUCUACGGACAGUACUUACAUGUGCAGUGUACUUCUCAUCAUUAUUUAUACCAGUAUUUACGCAGCAAAAAACAUAAUCAGGGUGUGAGUUAUAAAGGACCUUUUUGGCAGUAAUAUACCUGGUGUUCUCUUGAUUAUUGUGCAGUUUUUAGGGAUCAGCUGAUGUUUGCUUUGAGUCAUGGAGUGCUUUGAUUUUGGCCUUGAACCUUAUACAAGUUCAUGUGCAUCUGACCUUUCACCUUUCUAACUGUGCCUCAU
Branchiostoma belcheri (Belcher's lancelet) is the source of this 2894-nucleotide messenger RNA. Its product is annotated as lysophospholipid acyltransferase 5-like. The transcript is spliced from 15 exons. Gene Ontology annotation, molecular function: 1-acylglycerophosphocholine O-acyltransferase activity; lysophospholipid acyltransferase activity. Lineage: Eukaryota; Metazoa; Chordata; Leptocardii; Amphioxiformes; Branchiostomatidae. Gene Ontology annotation, cellular component: membrane. Gene Ontology annotation, biological process: phosphatidylcholine biosynthetic process; lipid modification. Bases 35 to 1462 code for a protein of 475 amino acids. The record is from RefSeq and is a predicted model, not a curated record.